AUGGCUUCAAAGAGACGAGCACCAAUUCCCACUAGUGCCAUCGAAUCGUCCAGGACUACGCCGAAGUUUCCUUUGGAGCUGCAUCCGUUGGACAAGUUGGUCCUUCUGGUGCAAAGCUCUGACGAUUUUGUCAGACAAAGCUUGUUUCGGAAACUUUUUUCCUGCGGACGUGCCUUGCCCUUGAUCAUACCCGUGCCAUCAUAUGCACGUGAACAGACCGGAGCGAGCCACGAAUUACUUCUUUGGGCGUGCAGUGACAUAUUCAUCGCGCAUCAUCGCGACGGACGAGUAAAACUAUCUGACUGGUCUGGCCCUCUUGUGAGUGUGUUGGAACUCGGCGGUGACGAUGGUGACUCCGAUCCCAAAGAAAUGCUUCUGCGUCACACGUGGUUCGACGAUCAUCCGGUGUUCAGUGAAGAUACCGAGUCCGAAGCGGUCAAGCUGGUCUCCGAUGGAUGCGUUGAGAUGGGAUUCCACGUCGGCGAGAAUAUCGAGAAGGGACAACGCAGUUCCGGAGUGGAUGCCUUGGUGAUGAAUUUAAGCGGCUGUCCCACUGUCCAUGGAGCACAAUUCCGGUUUCUUCUUCAACAUUCCAGCGCAUUGCUAUUUUUCGUCAGCAGUGCUGCGAAUGAAGAGGUUGUGAAGAGAGUGUUGCAAGGGAUGCAGCAAGUUUCACGCGGCAAACAUGUUGCAGUCUUCUGGAUUUUGAACAAAGGAGUUAACGAGAAGCUUUUUGGAGAGUGUGAGUCAUUAGGACACACAGUGAUGGCGAAAACAAGAUCAAACGUUCUUCAACGCAAGCUUCGCGAUAUUAUGACAUCAGUCGUUACCGAUCCACUUCUGUGCCGGAAAGCAUCAGAUUUGUGGAAUCAUUAUCCCGUCGGCAUUAAAUGCGACGAAGAUCUGCCUGCUUGUCAAGAGGCGAAAACGAAAGUACAAGCAUUUCUUGCCAUUUGGAAGAAUCAAAUCCGGCGAUCUGCGUCAGCUUUGCCACUUUUGCGACUGUGGUUGGAAUUUAGUCGAGCAUUUCGUCUGUCUCUGGCCAAGCGGACUGGCGUGAGCAGACUGUUUGGAGAAGAACAGGAUGCAUUCGACGAGGAUGAAAAGAAGAGUGAAAUGCGGGAAAAGCAGGUUGUUGAAAUAAAAUCGAACAGGGACUGUGCUGCAAAGCUUCUUGCAGACUUGUUUACGAGCCUCUAUGUUCACUCGUCUGCUGCACUUUGCUUCGGCUACAUUUGGCUCGCUCAAUUCAGUUUGUCCAUCAAACGGGACCGUGCGAGUUCUCUUCCACGUGGGAGUUUGUUCGUCUUGUUUCUUCGUGAACUCGCGCAAUACUACGAAGCUUGCAUGGCUUCUGGUGACGUUUCUUUGGCGCAGAAGGUGUCUGUAUUGCCGGAAAUUUUUGCGCAUUUGCUGAUGUCGGGUUUUCCGAUCGAAUUGAUCGACGGAGACGGAGAGAAUAUUCCGAUGACAUGGAUCAAGGCAGUGAUGAACGAGCUGAAGCGGGAUGGAAGGGUUCGAUUAGUGCAUGUUUUGUCAGUUCUGGGAACCCAAAGUUCGGGAAAGUCGACUUUGCUGAACGCCAUGUUUGGAUCCAACUUUUUGGCUCACAGUGGAAAGGCGACGCGAGGCGUGUUCAUUCAACUACUUCCGAUGGAGUCUGAUCGACGCAUUUUGAAUCGUACCAUGUCAUCCGCCAGUCAGUCAAUUGAUGGUCGCGCACCGGCUGGUCGUCAAGCGCCGGUCGGUCUAACCGCCAGCCAGGGCAGUCCUUGGCCUUGCCAAUCCCCAGUCCACCAAACUGCGGUCCGGUCACCCGAUUGUUGGGGCACCCAAACAAUUGGGUGA
This is a messenger RNA of Notodromas monacha, 1848 nucleotides long. Lineage: Eukaryota; Metazoa; Arthropoda; Ostracoda; Podocopida; Cyprididae. The record is from the annotation of a GenBank genome assembly.